This is a messenger RNA of Ambispora leptoticha, 296 nucleotides long. Lineage: Eukaryota; Fungi; Glomeromycota; Glomeromycetes; Archaeosporales; Ambisporaceae. The record is from the annotation of a GenBank genome assembly.
ACGAUAUACUUUCUCAAAAUGAUGAGCUAUCUCAGGAUAUCACAUUAACUCUGGAUACUGCAAUUGAAAAUGAAAGUGUAAAACAUAAAAAAAAGGAACUUUAUUUAUUACUCGAUCAUGUCAAAACUAUUAUUGACCAAAAUACUCAAACACCGAAUGCAGAGCAGUGGAUUAAUUCUAUUGAUAAAAAUUUUAAUGCAUUGCGAAAAAUGGUAGACGAUUAUACACAACUUGAGAGAAAACACAAUAUUCCAAACACAUGGGAGGGCCGUAAUCAUAAUACCUUCUGGAUUUAA